Mangifera indica (mango) is the source of this 1166-nucleotide messenger RNA. RefSeq names its product tetrapyrrole-binding protein, chloroplastic-like. Gene Ontology annotation, biological process: chloroplast-nucleus signaling pathway. Lineage: Eukaryota; Viridiplantae; Streptophyta; Magnoliopsida; Sapindales; Anacardiaceae. Gene Ontology annotation, cellular component: chloroplast. The record is from RefSeq and is a predicted model, not a curated record. The transcript has a single exon. Gene Ontology annotation, molecular function: tetrapyrrole binding. The coding region runs from base 188 to 994 and encodes 268 amino acids.
AUUUCCAACCAAUCAAAACUCUUCUCUGUAUUUCUCUUGAUGACUGCUCUUUCAUAUCCACUCUUUACAUGUGCUAUCCCUCCUAUCACCUCAGUUUCCAAUCCCAUUAUUUCUCUCCCUCUAUUCAUGCACUAAAGCCUGCCAUUUCAACCCUUCAUCUUCCCCAGUUCUUUCACUUUCACUCCAAAUGGCCACCAAUUCCCUCCACUCUCUCCUUCUCAACCGCCACCACAACCACCUUAACCACCACCUUCCCGACUCCCCCACCAGCUCCACCGCCUCCAUCUUCCUCAAACCCUCUUCCACCACCACCUCCCUCUCCUCCUCCACUACCUUACCAACCACCUCAAGUUUUUCCCUUUCCCCCCCAACUUCCUCUUCCUACACGUCUCCCACCUCCUCCUCUCAACCCAUUUCCUUCGGCCUCCUCGAGCUCGAGCAACUUCUCUCCGCCCAAAACUUCCGCCAAGCCGACGAGGAAACCCGCCGCCUCCUCAUCGUCCUGGCCGGAGAAUCCGCCCAGAAAAGAGGCUACGUCUUCUUCUCAGAAGUCCAGUUCAUUUCACCGGCAGACCUCAAAGCCAUUGACGACCUCUGGCGACAAUACAGCUACAACAAGUUCGGCUACUCCGUUCAGAAAAAGAUAUGGCAAAAGGUAAACAAAGACUUCACGAGAUUCUUCCUAAAAGUUGGGUGGAUGAAGAAGCUCGACACAGAAGUUGAGCAAUACAAUUACAGGGCGUUUCCGAACGAGUUCACGUGGGAACUGACGAAGGAGACGCCUGAAGGGCAUUUGCCACUAACGAAUGCGUUGAGAGGGACCCAGUUGCUGAACAGUAUUCUGAGCCAUCCAGCGUUUGAAGGAGUUGAAGAAGAAGAAGUAAAUAAUGGCAAUUCUGAUGGGGAGAAAAUUAGUGAAAAUAAAAACGGGACGGUCAAAGAUGGGUCAAAGGUUAUUGGGCAGGCUGUUUUUAAACCAGAUUAUAGCUUUUGAGACUCAGAGAUGAUGGGAAUCUGGUUGUGAAUGUUAGAAUUAAUAAUAUUUCUUCAAUACAAAGACAGAAAAUAGAGGAAUUGAGUGCUUUUUUUUAUUUUUUAAAUAAUUGGAAUUUGAAAAUGGAGAUUGUGGACUUUGUGAUAUUGUCUAUAAAUUCAUUGACUGCAUA